GAAACAAAGGCUUUUAAUUGCAAAAUACUUGUAGUCCACGCUUCCUCGAAAAAUGGCGGAUAUGGAUGAAUUGUUCGGGAGCGAUGGAGACAGUGACAAUGAACAACGAGUAGAGUCUGGUUCGGGGUCAGGAUCAGAUUCCGAGCACGGACGUCCUAGGUCUGUCAGCAAUGGCUCAGGAAGUGAGAGUGAACGAGAACGAGAUGAUGACGAUGAUGAAGGCCAAGAUGGUGGGAAGCCUAGCAACAAAGAGCUGUUUGGGGACGACAGUGAGGAUGACCAUGGAAGUCAACACAGUGGCAGUGAUAAUCAGUCCAACAGGUCUGGAAAUCAAUCAGAUGCAAGCAUGCACUCUGAACAAGAAGACAACGAGCAGUCAGAUGCUGAGCAACACAGUGGCUCGGAGGGUCCUCAUGGCUCGGAGGGUCAUCAUCGUGGGUCGGAUGUAGGCAGCCCGGCAUCAGGGGUAGGCAGCCCGGCAUCAGGGGUAGGCAGCCCGGCAUCAGCUGUAGGCAGUCCGGCAUCAGGGGUAGGCAGUGCCCACUCAGACGGAGGCAGUCCUCACUCAGACAGAGGCAGUCACCACUCAGACGGAGGCAGUCCUCACUCAGACGGAGGCAGUCGCCACUCAGACGGAGGCAGUCGCCACUCAGACGGAGGCAGUCGCCACUCCGGCAGAGGCAGUCGCCACUCCGACAGAGGCAGUCGCCAUUCAGACCGAGGCAGUGCAAGCCCCAGAUCAGAGGGUGGGAGCCCACAUUCUGAUGCUGGCACUGCCCACUCUGACCCAGGAACACCUCAGACUGGACCGGGCACCCCACACUCAGAAGUAGAGGGCCACUCUGAUGAUGAAAAGUGGGCCAGAGGGCAUAAGAGUGACCAGUCAGAUGAUGAGGAGAAGGCCCAGCACUCCGAUGAAGAGAGAGAGCACUCAGAUGAUGAGGUCCCUGGGAGGAGACACAAGAAAGAGUCUGCUAAGGGCAGCGACAGUGAGGAUGAUUUUAUUCGACAGAAAAAGAAGAAAGUGGCAUCAGACUCCGACUCCGAUAGUGAGGUCGGCGGUUCCAAAGGUCCAAAACCAGCUGCAGACGAUCUGUUUGGUGAGGCCGAUGACAUUUCUUCAGACAGUGACGCAGAUAAACCCCCCACCCCUGGACAACCACUGGACCAUGAAGAGGGGAUGGAGGGGGGUCGCCCAGAGGAGGAGCACGUCCCCGAGACCAGGAUAGAGGUGGAGAUCCCUAAAGUCAGCACAGACCUGGGCAGUGACCUCUACUUCGUCAAGCUGCCCAACUUCCUCAGUGUGGAGCCCAGGCCGUUUGAUCCCCAGUACUAUGAAGAUGAGUUUGAGGAUGAGGAGAUGCUGGAUGAGGAGGGUCGGACGAGGCUCAAACUAAAGGUGGAGAACACAAUCAGGUGGAGAUCCCGCAAAGAUGAAGAAGGCAAUGAGGUUCGAGAUAGCAAUGCUCGCAUUGUGAAAUGGUCUGAUGGCAGCAUGUCACUCCAUCUGGGUAAUGAGGUGUUUGAUGUCUACAAGGCCCCACUCCAGGGAGACCAUAACCAUCUGUUCAUCAGACAGGGUACAGGUCUACAAGGUCAAGCUGUGUUCAAGACCAAACUGACCUUCAGGCCUCAUUCCACAGACAGUGCCACUCACAGGAAGAUGACGCUGUCUCUGGCUGACCGCUGUUCCAAGACUCAGAAGAUCCGUAUCCUGCCCAUGGCCGGCCGUGACCCAGAGUCCCAGAGGAACGAGAUGAUCAAGAAAGAAGAGGAGCGUCUGCGCGCCUCCAUCCGUCGGGAGUCCCAGCAGCGGCGCAUGCGGGAGAAGCAGCACCAGCGCGGCCUGAGCGCCGGCUACCUGGAGCCCGACCGCUACGACGAGGACGAUGAAGGAGAGGAGUCCGUCAGCCUUUCUGCUAUCAAGAGCAAGUACAAGAGCGGAGGACUGAGAGAGGAGCGGGCCAGAAUCUACUCCUCCGACAGCGAUGAGGGCUCAGACGAGGACAAGGCGCAGAGACUGAUGAAGGCCAAGAAACUGGACAGUGAUGACGAGGGAGAGAACUCCGCUGGCAAAAGGAAGGCACCGGACGAUGACGACGACGACGACGAAGAUGGCGACGCCUCCUCCACCAAGAAAGCAAAGAAAUAUGUCAUCAGUGAUGAAGAGGAAGAGGAGGACGACGAUGACGAGUGAUUUUUUUUUUUUUUUGUAGCACACUUUUUUUAUUAUUAUUUCAUGUCUGUGUGUUUGACUUAGUACCAUGGGGUGUCCAUCUGUACAUUUUAUAAAGGAACUGCUAAGCUGUAUAGUAAAGAAAAAAUAAAAACACGAGCACAGACUAA
This is a messenger RNA of Clupea harengus (Atlantic herring), 2346 nucleotides long. It is a transcript of the gene leo1, whose product is annotated as LEO1 component of Paf1/RNA polymerase II complex. Lineage: Eukaryota; Metazoa; Chordata; Actinopteri; Clupeiformes; Clupeidae. Gene Ontology annotation, molecular function: RNA polymerase II C-terminal domain phosphoserine binding. Gene Ontology annotation, biological process: positive regulation of transcription elongation by RNA polymerase II; transcription elongation by RNA polymerase II. The record is from RefSeq and is a predicted model, not a curated record. Gene Ontology annotation, cellular component: Cdc73/Paf1 complex; nucleus.